UUCUUGGAUCGUUGAUCACGAGGAAAGUUAAAAUCUUGAUUUGACUCGUACCCUCCUGUUCCGUGUGUGAAUUUUAUGCAAAGCUAUGAUUUUUAUAACACUGGAUUACUGAAUUUAUGUUGAAAUUGAUCUAUCAAUGAAGAUGUGUGUCUUAUUUUUGCUGUCGGGAAAUCCAGUCAUGAGUUGUUCACUAGAAUGAAUAAUUAACUGGAUUCUCUCUGCUUUGCUUCUCUGUUUUUUUCAGUUUCUUUAAACUGUUUGUUCUAUGCAUCUACUGUGUUAUCUCAUAAUCCUUUUUUCUUUCUUCUAUAUAUGAGAUUUAUCUGCUAAAGUUCGAUGUCUAAUGUUUACUUGAUCAGUUUAGAAAGUGAUGACCAAUCCAAAAAAUAAUUAAUCUUUGUUGAAUCAUAUCAGGAGUCUCAUAUUUCCAUAUGUCAGUAAGCAUAAUACUUUUAAGCAUAGCCUUUUGUAUUACAGUUUAUUGAUUAUUUUUUCCCAGUUAGUACCUAAAUUAGUAAUUCUUUUACCAUUGUGAUGAACUUGAUGGAAAUCUGAUAGGGGGCUCUCAAGAAUAUAAGUAUCUGUGGUAUGAAUUGGAUUUAUUUGCUCCUUUCACAUGUUUAAGAUGUCCAAUGCAUAUUAGAAUAUAACAAAAAAGGCUCAGUUUUUAUGAAUAUGAUUUCAGUUAGUUAUCUCUCAAUAAGCAUUGUUAAUUAAGUGAAUUUCUGUUCAUUCCUUUUUCCUUGGACAAUGUUGUUUGUCAGGUAAAAUCAUCAUUUGAUCUUAUUGUGUCUGCAGGGUGUGGACUAGGUUUAAGGAUCUCAUUUCACUGAAUGUUAUAUAGUAAGUUCUUAGUUUCACGGGGUAACAUGGAGCUGCCCCUAUAAGGUUAUUGUACUUUUUGGAAUCCUGCUGUAUGGGAAGCUUAUUGAACCUCAUUGAUUUUGAUCAAGGAGCGAUGGCAAGAAAAUUUCUUUCAAACAAAAGACAUGGCGGCUUGGAUGCUCCUAGAAAUAGCAUGGAGUUUCCAGUUGAAGCUUCUCAGAGGUUCUGUGCUGGAGGGGACAACGGACAGUGCACUUAUCACAGGAUUGACUGGCCAGAAAAGAACAGUUAUGGGAACGAGGCUCCAAUGAAGAAACUGAUCAGAGAAGAAAUAGCUAGAAGACCAAACACAGGACAUAGUGCCCCUAGUGUGGUGGCCCGUCUAAUGGGAGUGGAUGCAUUACCAUUAGAUACAAGAAGAUCAUCGGCAAAGCAGGUCGAGAAAAAGAAUGAAAUGAUAAAAGACAACCGUCCCAAAGAGGAAUGGUUGAGAAAGGUCUCCGUCAAUCAUGCAACACAGUCCUCCAGACAGAAAAUUUCAAAUUCCUCUAACCAUGAUGAAGCAUGUGAUUUUGACCGACAGAGUGACAGCCAAAAACUGAACAAAUAUAAACCUCGAGAACAUCCUCAGGAGGAGGAACUACAAAAGUUUAAGAAAGAUUUUGAAGCAUGGCAAGCAGCAAGGUUCAAGGAAUGUUCAAAGUUUGUUGAACUUGGCACCAGUCCAAGUCAAUGGCUAGCACAACAAAGCCUGAACAAGGAAAAGUUGACUAUUUAUGCAAAUUCAAUGAGAACCGCAGCUAUUGAGAAACCUAUAGAGCUUAGAGGGCCAGUAACAGUGAAUCCUCAGAAAAGAGGCCUUUUGGAGCAUCAGAAAAAUAUAAAUGAAUUUCCUGCACCUGCACAAAAUAAGACCAACUGUGUAAGGGAAGUUACUCCGAACCCCGAUCAGCAGCGUCCUCUUACAAGUUCUUACCAGGGACUUGAUGUUUCUUCAGGUCCUACAAAGAUUGUAAUUCUGAGGCCUUGUCCUGACAGGAUGGGAACUAAUGAAGAGUCGUGGGCCAGUUCUCCAGGCAUUUCUGAAGACAGGGGUAGUAUAGAAGAAUUUCUUGAGGAGGUCAAGGAAAGACUGAACUGUGAAUUACAAGGAAAGAGUUCCAAAAGGAUCACUACUGUUAGAGGAGGAGGAAUUGAGACCCCUUACAGCGAAAUGUCACCAGAUGCAAAGCAAAUAGCUAAAUCUAUUGCAAAACAUGCAAGGGAGAGUGUUACUAGGGACUUUGAAAUAACAUUACCUCGAUCAGAGUCGACAAGGUCCUAUAGAAGUGAUAUUCAAUUUGAUGGGACGAGUUCUCCUGAAUUCGUCAAUAGAGAUACAAGGAGAUUUUUGACAGAACGGUUGAGGAAUGUCCUCAAGCAAGAAACAUCUCACGGUACUCACAGGCUUGCUCGCGGAAGCUCCAUAUCAACGGUUCUGAAUAAAGAAAAAUGCAGUGCUGAAGAAAUCAGAUACACUUGUAAUACGGGAGAUAAAGCCACCAACUCUGACAAUCUGAAAGAUGAAAUAGACAUGCACAGCAGAUCUUUCAGACGGGAUCCUGGCAACGAUGUAAUGCUUGAGGAGGACCUAUCUCCUAGGAACCUAAUUAGAUCCUUGUCAGCUCCUGUGUCGGGGACAUCAUUUGGAAAGCUUCUUCUAGAGGAUCGACAUAUGUUGACAGGGGCCCAUAUUAGAAGAAAACAUGAAACUAUUGAGAAGGCCACAGGGAAUGUCAAAAAACGUCAAAAGGAGAAAUUCAACCUUAGGCGAAAGGUUUCCAGCUUUAGUUAUAGUUUUAUACUUAAGGGCAGACUCUUUGGUAGAAAAGUUCAUUCUUGGGAGGAACCACAUGGACAAACAUACAAUCUCAUGAAAGAUUUUCCAAGUCCACCAACUGGUACACCGAAUUUUUAUGAAAGACAUGAAAAUCCCACUGAAGUUCCACCGAGUCCUGCAUCUGUAUGCAGCAGUGUCAAUGAAGAAUAUUGGAGGCAAACAGACUACUUCACCCCAUCAUCGACCUCUGAUGUACAUCCACUGGAUGAUAGCGAGAUGCCUCGUGUUUUCAGAGAGAUCAGCACUAAUUUGAAUGAGCUAAGGAGGCAACUGAAUCAACUAGAUACUUAUGACUCUGAGGACACCAUGAUUGAUGAGCAGCCAGUUGAAGAGGAGAUGUUGGAGAUUGAAGACAAAGCCGAGGCAUACAUUAGAGACCUGCUUGUUGCUUCUGGUUUAUAUGAUGGUUCGCGUGAUAAAUAUAUAUCAAGAUGGGAUCCACUUGGAAAGCCUAUAAGCAACCAAGUUUUUGAAGAAGCAGAAAAAUCAUACAUACAAAAAACAAAGGAUGAAGAAGGGUAUACAGAAGAUCAGUUACAGAGGAUAAAUCACAAGUUAUUGUGUGACUUACUGAAUGAAGCACUUCCAAGUGUACUUGGAGGGGCUUCCACAAUGUCUCGGUUCAUGAAAAGUGCUGUUCGUCCUAUUCCACGACCUCCUCAGGGAAAGAAGUUACUUGAACGCGUGUGGGAAAUAGUUGGUGUUUAUGUUUACCCUCCAUGGGAUAGAACAUCUCAAUCCCUGGACAAUAUAGUGGACAGGGACUUGAAGUCCACCCCUUGGUCCGGAUUGGUGGAUGAAGAUGUUAAUGCUCUAGGUAAAGAUAUGGAAUGCCAGAUUAUUGGUGACCUUAUUCGAGAAAUGGUCCAGGAUAUGUUGUUAUAAUCUUUUUUUUCUCUUCCUCUACUUCUUUUUAUUCUUUAGUUUGACCACUUUUAUGAAGUUUUGGAACUUCUGAGUGGCCGGGGCAUAAGACAUGUAAAAUGUUUAUCUGCCCAAGUGUGUUUGAUUUACAGAAAUUUUUAUGUGCAGGCUUUCUAGUGUUGGAUACAUUUGUUCAUAAUAUAUGGCUUGAUCUGGCGGUACUCAAUGUACAUUAUUAGACUUAGGUUUAAUGGUUUAUUCAUUCGAUAAAUCAGUUUUGUUUGUUA
Molecule: messenger RNA, 3855 nt
Organism: Nicotiana tabacum (common tobacco)
Lineage: Eukaryota; Viridiplantae; Streptophyta; Magnoliopsida; Solanales; Solanaceae
Source: RefSeq, a predicted model, not a curated record